AUGUCUAACUACAACACUGACUCGACCGAAGAGCUUAGGAAUGCCAUCUUCGAGUUCAUCAUCGUCGGUGGAGGCACUGCCGGCCUGGUCGUUGCCAACCGACUGACCGAGCGAUCCGACGUUCGCGUCCUGGUGCUCGAAGCUGGCACCAACCGACUCGACGAUCCUCGCACCCAGAUCCCAGCCCUGGGACCGACAACAUAUGCAGACCAAGACUUCGACUGGGAUCUACCAACCCUACCCCAGGAACAACUACAUGACCGCUGCCUCUUUGGCACCAAGGGCCGCACACUCGGAGGGUCCUCUGUCAUCGACCAGGGAUUAGUAGUCUACCCGUCGCAGGCUGGGAUAAACACCUGGGAGCAGCUGGGCAAUCCCGGUUGGGGUUGGGAUGAUUUCGCACCAUACCUGCGCAGAUUUGAAACUGCUUGCGGGCCCUCGGAUUCCGUGCGUGACUAUUUCCCGGGCAUGCAAUAUGAUCCCGAAGCGCACGGCCAAGACGGGCCCCUGCAAGUCUCUUUCGCAAACCAGUACAUGCCCGUCCAUGCUGCCUGCUGGCAGGGCUUCCGCGAGCUGGGAUAUCCUGCCAGGGCAGAUCCCAUUCAGGGCAAAGGGAUCGGGCCAUUUUUGGCAGCUGGUGCCGUGGAUCCAGCUACACACACCCGCAGCCAUGCUGGCGCAGCUUACCUACCGGGACCUGUGCAGCGAAGACCGAAUCUGAGGGUCGUGACAGGGGUCCAUGUGGAUCGGCUAGUCCUUGAGCAAGACCGGUCCACCAGGACCGUCCAGGCUAUGGCCGUCGAAGUAUCUCACGGCAACCAGACGUACCACAUCCGGGUCAACAACGAGGUGAUUCUGGCUGCAGGCGCUGUCCAGACACCGCAACUCCUCGAACUCUCCGGCAUCGGAAACGGUUCCUUGCUCCGCGCCCACGGCAUCAAUCCGACCAUCGAAAAUUCCGGAGUGGGUGAGAACCUGCAAGACCACGGGAUUGUCAGCUUCGGGUACGAGGUAGCGGACGGAGUAUCCUCCUUCGACGAGAUGGCGCAUAACCCAAAUGCCGCUACCGCUGCCAUGGCCGCGUAUCAGCAGGACGGCUUCGGUCCACUAGCCAUGGUGCCAUACAUCUGUGCUAACAUGCCGUGCGUUGACCUGCCACGUGCGGAGCGAGCCAGUCUUCUGCCCACGAUUGGCGAAUCUUCUGGACUGGGCCCGAAACAGGCGCAGGUCCUACAACAACUCCUCGAAGACCCGGAUGAGCCCACCUCGCAGUACACGCUCUUGCCCUUCCAGCUCGACCCACGUCAAGGAUCCAAGGGCAUCAAGGCCCUCAUGUCGCCCGCCCACCUGGGGAACUUCAUCACGCUCGUCUCGACGCUAUGCUAUCCGCUGUCGCGGGGGUCGGUGCAUAUCCGCUCCGCUAACCCCAGGGAUCAUCCGGCUCUUGACUAUGGGAUCCUCCGCCACCCCGUUGAUCUUGAGCUACAUGCCCGCCACGCGAUGUGGAUGGAGAAGUUGGCCGCGACGCCGUCGAUGACUGCGGUGCUCAAGGAGAACGGCGUCCGGCUGCAUAGCCCCGAGCCACUCACCGAUCUGGAGCAGGCCAAAACAGUGACGAAAGAGCUGCUGCUCUCUACAUUCCAUCUGGCAGGGACGUGCGCCAUGAUGCCGCCUGAGGACGGGGGCGUGGUCGAUCCCCGCCUGCGCGUGUACGGUACCACGAACAUUCGUGUCGUCGAUGCCAGUAUCUUCCCGUUGGUGCCGCGCGGGAAUAUCCAGGCGACUGUGUUUGCCGUCGCGGAGAAGGCUGCGGAUCUGAUCAAGGAGGAUUUUGAGGGUAAGCCGGUUGGGAUCUAA
Molecule: messenger RNA, 1857 nt
Organism: Aspergillus aculeatinus CBS 121060
Lineage: Eukaryota; Fungi; Ascomycota; Eurotiomycetes; Eurotiales; Aspergillaceae
Product: GMC family oxidoreductase
Exons: 1
Coding region: 1-1857 (618 amino acids)
Molecular function (GO): oxidoreductase activity, acting on CH-OH group of donors; flavin adenine dinucleotide binding
Source: RefSeq, a predicted model, not a curated record